Messenger RNA from Thamnophis elegans (Western terrestrial garter snake), 2726 nucleotides. It is a transcript of the gene UGT8, whose product is annotated as UDP glycosyltransferase 8. Gene Ontology annotation, molecular function: UDP-glycosyltransferase activity. NCBI's taxonomy places the organism in Eukaryota, Metazoa, Chordata, Lepidosauria, Squamata, Natricidae. The record is from RefSeq and is a predicted model, not a curated record. The transcript has 6 exons. Bases 561 to 2186 code for a protein of 541 amino acids.
GGAGCGGCUUUCGGCACGGGAGGUGGAAGGAAACUGAUUUCACCGCCGCCUGAUCUUCUCAUCUCUCUCUCUCUCUGAGGACUUUUUGCUCCUUGCAGCGGGCGAGACUGAGGAGAACAUCUCCAAAACUCAAUGUCAUAGCGGUCCACGGGCGGAGCCGACGCCGAGAAGCCGAUUCUGAAGUCAGUGGACGACGGCAGGGAAAGAGGAGGAGAAGUCCCGAGAAGUUGAAAGAACCCGGAGCUGCAGAAACCCUCCUUUUGCCUUGAAGCCUGAGGCGAUUGCGAAAUCUCGCAGCAGGUGCAGCGGCUAAGAGAGAGAGAGAGACCACCUUCCCUCCACGCGCAGCUACCGCCGCCGCCGCGGACUCGAAAGAUAAACGAGAACGCGCGCAGAGAUCACCCGCUUCGUUUUACAGAGAACGAGAAAAAAACCCUUAUCGCCGCGGGAACAGAAGAAAAUAAUAAUAACAAUAAUAAUAAUAAUAAAAAUAAUAAUACUUCUAUAGCUGCAGAAAAAAGAGCAUUCAAACACUCGGGAAGCCGAUUUGGACCCUAGCUAUGAAGUCUUACAUUCCAUUUUUCAUUCUUCUGUGGAGUGCUGUUGGAAUUUCAAAGGCUGCCAAAAUAGUUAUUGUGCCGCCAAUUUUGUUUGAAAGCCAUCUAUAUAUUUUCAAGACCCUGGCUUCAGCCUUGUAUGAACAUGGCCACCAGACUGUUCUGCUUCUGUCUGAGGGCAGAGAAAUCCCUCCAUCAAGUCAUUACAGACUACAGCGAUACCCAGGGCUCUUUAAUACAACCACCUCAGAUGAAUUUCUUCAUUCCAAAAUGAGGAGUAUCUUUUCUGGAAGACAAACGGCGUUGGAGCUGUUUGAUAUUCUGGAUCACUAUUCCAAAAAUUGUGACAUGGUUAUGGGCAACAAGAAGCUCCUGCAUGCCCUGAAACAGGAAAAAUUUGAUCUGCUACUAGUAGAUCCUAAUGAGAUGUGUGGAUUUGUUCUUGCCCAUCUUUUAGGGAUUAAAUAUGCUGUUUUUUCCACUGGCCUUUGGUAUCCUGCAGAAGUAGGUGCACCUGCACCAUUAGCAUAUGUCCCUGAAUUUAAUUCACUUCUCACAGACCACAUGAACUUCCUAGAAAGAUUUAAGAACACUAUUGUUUAUCUGGUUUCAAGAUUUGGAGUCAAUUUUUUGAUUCUGCCAAAAUAUGAAAGGAUAAUACAGAAGUAUAGUGUACAGCCAGCAAGGUCCAUGUAUGAAUUGGUUCAUGAAUCCAGCCUGUGGAUGCUAUGUACUGAUGUAGCACUGGAGUUUCCAAGACCUACACUACCAAAUGUUGUUUACGUGGGAGGAAUCCUGACCAAACCAGCCAGUCCUCUACCAGAAGAUCUGCAAACAUGGGUGAAUGGUGCUACUGAAAAUGGCUUUGUCCUUGUAUCAUUUGGAGCUGGAGUGAAAUACUUACCUGAAGAUAUAGCAGAUAAAUUGGCACAUGCUCUGGCUAGACUUCCUCAAAGAGUAAUUUGGAGAUUUUCAGGUAAAAAUCCCAGGAAUUUAGGUAACAAUACAAAACUUAUAGAAUGGUUACCACAAAAUGAUUUAUUAGGUCACUCUAAUAUUAAGGCCUUCCUUAGUCAUGGUGGUCUGAAUAGCAUUUUUGAAACCAUGUACCAUGGUGUUCCUGUGGUGGGAAUCCCUCUUUUUGGAGACCAUUAUGACACCAUGACUCGAGUGCAGGCCAAGGGCAUGGGUAUACUACUAAACUGGAAGACUCUUACGGAGGAUGAGUUAUAUAAUGCACUGGUGAAAGUUAUUAAUGAGCCCAGCUACAGGCGACAGGCCAGGAAGCUGUCUGAAAUCCAUAAAGACCAACCAGCUCAUCCUGUUAAUCGAACAGUCUACUGGAUUAAUUACAUCCUUCGUCAUAAUGGAGCACAGCAUUUACGAUCUGCAGUUUACACUGUCUCUUUAUAUCAGUAUUUCUUAUUGGAUAUUGCCUUUGUUGUGCUACUUUGUACUGCCUUACUCUGCUACAUUUUGGCCAGGAUAGCAAAAUUUAUUUGCAAGCAAAGCAAACAUUUUUGGUCCACUGAUGAACAUGUUACUGUCAAUGGACAUUACCAGAAUGGGAUACCAAACGGCAAGUAUAGAAGAAAUGGUCACAUUAAACAUGAAAAAAAGGUGAAAUGAGCCAACUACUCAAUGUACAUUAGCAACAAAUCAGUACUAUAAUUAAAUUUUAUAGCUGUAACAUAGUAUAACACCUACUUAAAGUAAAACAAUAAACAGUUCUAAUGCUCCCCUACAGUAUGUAAUCUUAUGCAAUUAAAUUCUGCAGAACUAAGAAAAAUCUUUAGAAAAAUGAAGCACAACCUAAAGUACAAAAAGUAUUUUAUUCUUAAUACUGAUGGAGAAAGGUCAUUCUGGCACUGAAGUUUUCUAGAAGCCUUAAUUCUCUGAAGUAAUUCAUUAGGUAUAUUCAUGUCUGCUCAAUUUGUGAAUAAUAUGUGUGUCUCAGAAAAGGAAUGGUUUCCUUUUACUUACAAAGAUUCUUCCUUUUUUCAUGCACAUUUAUAUUUUAGCAAAGAAAUCUUGGUUCUAUUUAUCUAAGGUUUAAUUUGUUAUCUGACAAUGAUGUUAAUUAAAGUCAUCUUUCAUAGUGUUCAGUACAUAGAAAUAAACAAACUGUAGAAUUAUAAUGCAGCCAUAAAAAUCAUAUUCUUAAAAGGC